Messenger RNA from Stylonychia lemnae, 1572 nucleotides. The record is from the annotation of a GenBank genome assembly. Lineage: Eukaryota; Ciliophora; Spirotrichea; Sporadotrichida; Oxytrichidae.
AUGAUUUGUCUAGUAUUUAUGACAGUGUCACUAAAUCUUAUUGGAACUCUCUAGAAAGAACUUUAAAUAAAAACAAUAGAUGAAUAUUAAGAAUACUUCAAUAACUAAAUUAAAAAGCUCUCAGAUUACAUUGAAGUUAGAUACUAAUUGGAAAAAGGACUUCAUACAGUUGUAGUAAAGGACAUCGAUUAAGAAUAGGAAACAAUUCUCAAUGUACCAGCUAGAUUUGUUUCCUCUUUCUAUGAUCAUAUGCAUGAUAAUUCAAAAUGGGAGUUGUUUGAAAUCGUUAGGGAAGUUUGGGAAUAAUAAGGUAGGACUGAAAUCUUUGAACUUCAAGGAAUUAUGAUAGCACUUUUACAGCAAGAUCUAUAUAAUAAGUAUGUAAAAAAUUGGAGUAAUUCAACCAAUGAAGAUGAUAUUUUCAUGUGGCAUUACCUUACAUAUCUCAAACAUGUCUUGAUUCUUGAUGACCUGGGAUUGUGGAAUGAGGAGCAAACGCUUUUUUAUCAAUAGGUUACUCUUGAUAGAAUGGAAGAUGACUUGAAUCGGAAGCAGCUUUUUAAUGAAAUUACUCAGUAACUUAGAGAGCGAUAUAGAGAUGAUGAAAAUAAACAUAAAUUAGAUGACUUUAUGCAAACAAUGGGAAGCUUCGAGGAUUUCACUAUCUGGAUGAGUGCAGUUUGCUCAAGAUCACAUUCUAUCUAGCUAGAAGUCUAUUUGGAAAUUAAGGGAGAUCAAAAAGAGGAUCAAAAAUUAAGAGAAGAGAAGGCUUAAAAAUUUGAAUAAAUUUUUGGAAUCCAUGUAUUAGCACUUCAACCAAUUCUUGAUCUGACUAAUCACUAUACUAAAGAAUUAGGCAAAAGUGAUAUAGAUAUUUAUCUUACAGAUGGAAUAAAAGGAUCAACCAUUAAAGAUAGUUAUUUUACUUACACCGCUGACUCAGCUUUCUAAGUGGGAGAGGAAUUUGUUUACACAUAUAUGUCUCAUGACUAAACUCAAAUAAAGCUAUUCAAGCAUUAUGGAAUGGUACUCAGUAACAACGUUGAUUCUUACUAUGAGUUCAGUAUAAAUGAUCCUAAAAGAUAGCUAAAUAAGGAGUUAUCACAGUUGUGUAGUUCAACUUUUGAAUGCUUUGAAGAAGUUAAUCUUGAUAAACAACAUCUGAGUUAUAAAUUCAGGUUGAACUUAUAUGACAUAAGCUAACCUUUUUAUAACUUCCUAAGAUUUCUUAAUAUUUAGCAAGACCCUAAUUAUGAUUUGUAAAAUGUAAUAACCAGUUUAAAUAAAGAUGGUUUCAUCUCAUAUGAAAACGAGCAGAUAGUUUUCCUUUAAGCAUUCUAGAUUUUAUAAUAAGAAUAUGAAAGAAGAUUAACAAUAGAAGAAUUAAAUCAGAGAGUCAUGAUUUUGGAGUAGACUUAGGGGGUGUGGUAGAAUGAUAGUUUGAGAAGACAAAUGCUAACAUAUAAAGUUCUAAUAUAGACAUAACAAGUCAUUCUCACUAACAUGAACUUGGCAGUUUAUUAUGAAACUCAAAUGAUUUUAAGAUAAGCUAUAGAAAGCCAAGUAUAUUGA